AUGAAGCUCCAGCUGUUGGUCUCCACAGGGAUCCUGCUGGUUGCUCUCCUGCCCUACCAUGAAUGCAGAGCCCUCGGCAAGAGCCCCCCCGCCGCCGCCGGCGCUCCCCUGCCGCCCGAUUUCCUCCAGCCGCCGCCGAGCCUGCCCGUGCUGCUCCGCAUGGGAGAAGAGUAUUUCCUGCGGCUGGGCAACCUCAACAAGAGCCCCGCCGCCUCCUUCUUCGCCUCCAGCAGCAGCAGCCGCCUACCGCCCGGCGCCCCCGCCACCAACUUUUUCCGAGCAGCGGUGCAACAGCUGCAGCAGCUCCCCGAGCGCUCGCUAGAGAGUGCGGCGGGCCCCGGGGAGGGGGAAGCCGAGAGCCUGCCCCGAGAGGCGAUGGAGAGGGAGAAGCGAUCCGAGGAGCCCCCGAUCUCCCUGGAUCUGACUUUCCACCUCCUCCGAGAAGUCUUGGAAAUGGCCAGAGCCGAACAGUUAGCGCAGCAGGCUCACAGCAACAGGAAACUGAUGGAGAUCAUCGGGAAAUGAAGCGGCCUCGCCUUGCCAAAGAGAUUCUGCAGUUAGCACAAAAUGAUACAGUAUUAUAUACCAUAGUGCUGCUCUGAUGUCAUCUCUUUAUUUUUCUAUAGCUUUAAACAUAGAGGGUGUACGCUGAACAGAGCCCAUGUCCCUUGGUUAGCAUGCACAGCAGUGUAUUCCCGUGCAGUGACGAGAAAAGUGUCAUUUGUAACUUUCCCACCUUUAUUUUUCCAUUUCAAAGUUGUUCUAGUGACAUCGCUACUUAGGAGGGGGACAGCGGAAGAAAGGUUUCAAAGAAGCCGUUGGACAAGAGAGAUACUUUUCUUGUGGGAAAAGGUGUGUGUUUGUGUGUGGGGGGGGAUCUCUGUAAGCUAUUGCGACUCAACUUUUUUCUGUACCAUUUCCGUAAUAAAACAUCUUUUCAGCGCUCGGUCAAUUUUGUUGUGUAAGAGAAUGUUUAAUAUUUAUAUUUUUAAUAAAAGCUGCAAAGUAA
Messenger RNA from Chrysemys picta bellii (western painted turtle), 1009 nucleotides. The record is from RefSeq and is a predicted model, not a curated record. NCBI's taxonomy places the organism in Eukaryota, Metazoa, Chordata, Testudines, Emydidae.